AUGAAUAUUAGACCUGCACGGGUAGAAGACCUCGCCGGCAUGCAGGCAUGCAACCUGCAGAACCUCCCCGAAAACUACACGAUGAAGUACUAUAUGUACCAUGCGCUGACCUGGCCGCAGCUCUCGUUUGUCGCGGAGGACAACAAGGGGCGGAUAGUGGGGUACAUCCUGGCGAAAAUGGAGGAGGACACGGAGUCGGAAGAGGAGGCCCACGGGCACGUCACGUCCAUCUCGGUCUUGCGGUCGUACAGAAGGUUGGGGCUCGCGAAGAGGCUGAUGGUGCAAUCGCAAGAGGCGAUGGCGACGGUGUUCAGGGCAUCAUACGUCUCGCUGCACGUACGAAAAUCGAACAGAGCGGCACUGGCGCUGUACAGAGACACGCUCGGCUUCACAGUCAAAGACAUCGAGAAGAAGUACUAUGCGGACGGAGAGGACGCGUAUGCGAUGCGCCUGUCAUUGAAGGACCUUGCACGGUGA
Messenger RNA from Fibroporia radiculosa, 477 nucleotides. RefSeq lists its product as uncharacterized. Gene Ontology annotation, cellular component: NatA complex. The record is from RefSeq and is a predicted model, not a curated record. Gene Ontology annotation, molecular function: protein N-terminal-serine acetyltransferase activity; protein-N-terminal-glutamate acetyltransferase activity. Gene Ontology annotation, biological process: N-terminal peptidyl-glutamic acid acetylation. The coding region runs from base 1 to 477 and encodes 158 amino acids. The transcript is spliced from 6 exons. NCBI's taxonomy places the organism in Eukaryota, Fungi, Basidiomycota, Agaricomycetes, Polyporales, Fibroporiaceae.